CGCUGAGCCAAUCAGAAACAAGCUAGAAGCAGAGCGUCAACACACAACACUCUGUUACGCUGAGUUGAGGUUAAAGCAUUCGCGAAAUGGAAAGUAAAAAUUUAUCCACAGAAUACGAGAAUGGUGUCGAACAAUCUCUACCAUUGAAUUCAACCACAUCGUUGGCGACAAAUGCGCCCGAAGAAAGUUCACGUGGAGCAUGGGAUAAUAAAAUACAGUACAUGUUUAUGGUGAUCAGCUACGCCGUCGGAUUAGGAAAUGUAUGGAGGUUUCCGUAUUUGUGUCAGAAACAUGGAGGAGGUGCGUUCCUUAUUCCAUACCUUGUCAUGUUGUUUGCAGAGGGGAUGCCUUUACUCUACCUGGAGUUGGCCAUUGGACAGAAAUUUCAAAAAGGUAGCAUUGGCGUAUGGAAUGCCAUUCAUCCAUUUCUUGGAGGAAUCGGUAUCGCAAGUGCCGUCGUCUCUCUGUUGUUAGCAAUCUAUUACAACGCCAUUAUUACUUGGUGUUUUUUUUACUUAUUCAAUUCAUUCCAAAAAAAUCUGCCCUGGGAAAAAUGUCCCUAUGAUGGCAAUGUGACUGUUGAAGAAUGUGACAUUGCUGGACCCUCUUCUUAUUAUUGGUAUCGAGAAGCACUGGACAUAUCACCUUCCAUUGACAUUUCUGAAGGGAUUAACUGGAAAAUAUUCGGCUGUUUCGUCUUUGCCUGGCUUGUGGUAUACUGCUGUGUAUGUCGAGGUAUCCAGUCUUCUGGAAAAGUUGUUUACUUCACGGCUACCUUUCCCUACAUUGUGCUGACAGCUUUUCUCAUUCGUGGAUUGACCCUAAAAGGAUCAGGCACUGGUAUCAGUUAUAUGUUUACACCAAAGCUGGAACGUCUCAAAGACCCAUUAGUUUGGCUUGAUGCUGCUGCUCAAAUAUUUUACUCUUUUGGUUUGGCUUUCGGUGGAUUAAUUGCCUUUGCCAGUUAUAAUAAACCAACCAAUAACUGCCAGAAUGAUGCCAUUCUUGUCUCCAUAUGCAACUGGUUGACUGCCAUCUAUGCGUGCCUCGUGAUCUUCUCAAUUCUUGGUUAUAAAGCCACCCUAAUGUUUGAACACUGUCUGUCAAAUAAUGCAAUUAAAAUCACAAAAUAUUUUCCUCACAUAAAUAUGACGGAAUAUGCUGAUCAAGCAGUUGACUACACAACUAUUGGAAUACCCAGUGACAAAUUGAAAGAUUUGGCUCUCGUCAAAUGUGACUUACAAGAAGAUUUGAACAAAGCUGCUGAAGGUACAGGAUUAGCUUUCAUUGUGUUUACACAGGCCAUUCUUGAGUUUGGCGAUUCUGCUCCAUUCUGGUCAAUCAUCUUCUUUCUAAUGCUUCUUGCUCUUGGUCUUGGGACAGAGUUUGCAACGAUUGAAGGGGUUGCUACAUCCCUCAGAGACGUUGCUCCUUUCGAAUGGAUGAAGAAACGCUGGCUGCUUUCUGGUGUUUUGUGUUUGUUCAGUUUUGUGGUUGGAAUCGUUUUCACGCUCAACAGUGGCGCUUACUGGGUUGAACUUUUCGACUUUUUCUCUGGAACAUUUGCACUAAUGAUUGUGGCCUUUUUAGAAAUUGUAGCAGUUUCUUACAAAUACGGUAUCAACAACUUUUGUAAUGAUGUAUAUGGAAUGAUUGGGAAGAGACCAAAUAUAAUUUGGCGUGUCUUGUGGAAGUUUAUUGCUCCUGCUCUUAUUCUCAUUCUUCUUGUGUCCACCAUUAUAAUGAAGUUUAUCGAUCCUGUUACUUACAAAGCUUACAACAAAAACGAGGCCACUUUGUAUGAUAUGCAGUACCCUCUCUUUGCUAGCCUCAUUGCUGGGUUCCUGGUCUUGCUACCGAUAGUUUGGCUGCCAGGAAUAGCUCUCACCCGGCGCUUUGGAAUGUUCAGAUAUGAACCAGAAACAGCACCAAUCGGUAUGGAAGGAAUCAUUAGUUCUAGAACAGCAUUUGUGGAUGUCACAGACAAUGCAUCUGAAAGUACAAAUGGUAGAAAAUCGGUGAUACAUGCAACUUCAGAUGGAACAAGACUAGCAAAGCCGAGAAGUGGAGAAAAUUUUAAUUUCAAGCAUUCUUAUGAAAAACAAUGCAGGAACAAAGAUGCAGAAAUUAUCACUGCGCAAUGCCAAAAAUUUUGAAUGAAAUUAAAUAAACAUUUUUAAAAAAUAAAAAUAUACUCCUGAAAAGGUUAAAAAAAAAUAAAAACAGACAUUAAAAAAUAGUUAUCUGAGGCUUGUAUAUUUUAGCAUCAAUCCUGUACAAAGAUGGAGACAUUUUGCAGUCUUACUCAAUGCUUUGUAUAUAGAUGUUGUGAUUGUCAAUCUAAAUUGUCACUUAUGCCUAUGACAUAAGGUGGUUCACUGAUUCAGUUCUUGUUAUGCUGAUACAGUACAGAUUAUCUGGGAGGAUUUGAGGAAAAAUUCACCAGAAUGUUAUGUCUUUGUAAUUAUAUUUCCAGGCAGCUAAUUAAAGUUUUUCUCUCUUACAUUCA
Molecule: messenger RNA, 2509 nt
Organism: Octopus sinensis (East Asian common octopus)
Lineage: Eukaryota; Metazoa; Mollusca; Cephalopoda; Octopoda; Octopodidae
Product: sodium- and chloride-dependent transporter XTRP3-like
Exons: 10
Coding region: 87-2156 (689 amino acids)
Biological process (GO): sodium ion transmembrane transport
Cellular component (GO): membrane
Source: RefSeq, a predicted model, not a curated record